Messenger RNA from Neomonachus schauinslandi (Hawaiian monk seal), 1978 nucleotides. RefSeq names its product radical S-adenosyl methionine domain containing 2 (gene RSAD2). The coding region runs from base 15 to 1106 and encodes 363 amino acids. Gene Ontology annotation, cellular component: mitochondrion; endoplasmic reticulum; endoplasmic reticulum membrane. The transcript has 6 exons. NCBI's taxonomy places the organism in Eukaryota, Metazoa, Chordata, Mammalia, Carnivora, Phocidae. Gene Ontology annotation, molecular function: 4 iron, 4 sulfur cluster binding; catalytic activity. The record is from RefSeq and is a predicted model, not a curated record. Gene Ontology annotation, biological process: defense response to virus; positive regulation of immune response.
GGCACCUGGCCACCAUGUGGAUGCUCGUGCCCAUCGCUUUUGCUGGAAAGCUGCUGAGCGCCUUCAGGAAGCCUCUGAGCUCUCUAUGGGGCAGCGUGGUCCCCUGGUUCUUCUGGCUCAGGCCAGCUCUCUGGCUGGCAAGGGGCAAGAGCACCUGGCCGCUGCAGCUGGGCCAGGGUGAACUGCAGGAGGGCAGAGGGGAGGAGGAGGAGGGCCCGGACCAGCCCACCACGCCCACCAGCGUCAACUACCACUUCAUCCGCCAGUGCAACUAUAAGUGUGGCUUCUGCUUCCACACGGCCAAGACAUCGUUUGUGCUGCCCCUGGCCGAGGCCAAGCGAGGGCUGCGGCUGCUGCAGGAAGCCGGGAUGGAGAAGAUAAACUUUUCAGGCGGAGAGCCGUUUAUUCAUGACCGGGGCGAGUACCUGGGCAAGCUGGUGCAGUUCUGUAAAGAGGAGCUGCGGCUGCCCAGCGUGAGCAUCGUGAGCAACGGGAGCCUGAUCCGGGAGCGCUGGUUCCAGAACUACGGUGAGUAUCUGGACAUCCUUGCCAUCUCCUGUGAUAGCUUUGAUGAGCAAGUCAAUGUCCUCAUCGGCCGUGGUCAAGGAAAGAAGAACCACGUGGAAAAUCUUCAGAAACUGAGGGCGUGGUGUCGAGAUUAUAGAGUGGCCUUCAAAAUAAAUUCUGUCAUCAAUCGAUUCAAUGUGGACGAGGAUAUGAGGGAACAGAUUCAAGCCCUGAACCCUGUCCGCUGGAAAGUCUUCCAGUGUCUCCUGAUUGAGGGGGAGAAUUCUGGAGAGGAUGCUCUGAGGGAAGCGCAGCAAUUCGUUAUCAGUGAUGAGGAAUUUGAAGGAUUCUUAGACCGCCACAAAGAGGUGUCCUGUUUGGUGCCCGAGUCUAACCAGAAGAUGAAAGAUUCCUACCUUAUUCUGGAUGAGUAUAUGCGCUUCUUGAAUUGUAGGAAUGGGCGGAAGGACCCUUCCAAGUCGAUCCUGGAUGUCGGGGUAGAAGAAGCUAUCAAAUUCAGUGGAUUUGAUGAAAAGAUGUUUCUGAAGCGAGGAGGAAAAUAUGUAUGGAGCAAGGCAGAUCUGAAGCUGGACUGGUAGAGCCGAAAGCGCAGCAAGCUUCAACCCACCCCUGGGGACUCUUGCUCAGACUCAAGGUGUGGCAACUUCCGGCAGUGGCGCUUCCUGUAGGCAUUUUGCAGUGACCCCAGAUGUGAUUUUCUGUUGCACAGGCUCUCCGAUUAUCUGUGGUAACUGAACACACAAAUCACUUGGGUAAUUGAAAUCCAUGAUAAUGCAAAACCAUUAACUUUAGUUAAUUCGCUUAUUUAGGAUUUAGUUCUUUGAGCAGUGUUUUCUGUGACUCCUAUGUUCCCCAAUUUUGAUGUUAUUUUUUCCAGUCCUUUCAUUUGAUAGACUCAGGGUUAUUUUCUGCUAAAUAUUGAGAUGCCAAUUUUCAUACCCAGAGCAAUUACAAACGCUCUCCCCCAAUUAUUCUGCUUGUUGCAACGCUCUUUCCUUUCUGUCUUUCUACCACUGAAGUCUUGGACUUUUUACCCAGAAGUCUAGAAAUAGUCAGCAGAUGUUUCAAAGAGUAGGAAAUGAUCAUCUCAUCAGUUUUCAGUAAGUACCUAGAAGGAGAUCGUUCGUCUGCCUGCGCUCUGCGCGACCCCUGGCCCAUGUUGACUACUCCAUGAACGUGAGCUAUCUCUGCUGCUCUCCUUCUUCUUCCAAGAGUCUCAGCAAAACCAACAAACCCUUUACAUCUUGUGCCAAAGUUGACACGGGGUCGGUGUUUGGGUUGCCUAUGAACCUGUUACUCCUGCCACCUGAGUCUGCCUAGCAACAAUGCAUGAAUUCAUUUGAACACAGUUGUCCCCACAUCUCUGAGAGAUGACACCAUAUGGCUCAGAUGGUUAAGCCUUCAGCUCAGGUCAUGAUCUCCAGGUCCUGGGAUCGAGCCCCAUAUCGGG